This is a messenger RNA of Meloidogyne enterolobii, 507 nucleotides long. The record is from the annotation of a GenBank genome assembly. NCBI's taxonomy places the organism in Eukaryota, Metazoa, Nematoda, Chromadorea, Rhabditida, Meloidogynidae.
UUUUUUUAAUUCUUUCAAUAUUUUCUCCCCUCAGGCAUUUUUUGUUAGCCUUGGCUUUAUUCGACUCUGCUUUUUUAAUUUUUGCUGUUCUAGAGCUUUCUUUACCAAUACCUUUAGAUGGCCAACAUUUACUAAUUUCUGUACAUACUCGUUUUGUUUUAUUUAUUAGAAUGUUUGCUUCUGCUUUUUAUAAAGCUUCAAUUUUGUAAAUUUAAAGAUUUUUUAAAUAAUUUUCUUUAAAAACAAGAAUUGUUGUUGCUUUUAAUGUUGAACGUUAUUUGUAUGUUUGUAGACCCCUUUGGGUUUAUAGAAGUGGAAUUUUGGAAAAAAGAGCUGGUUGUGUUGUUGUUAUGGCUUUGGUUAUUGGAUUACUGUAAGGGGUUUGAAUUAAAGGGGGGUUUUAAAAUGGAGACUUUCAAAACGGUAAAAACCGUUUGGAUAAAAUUGGGAAUGCCCAAAUUGGAAUUAGAGCCCGGGCCUACGGCCGGUACGGAAUUCUGGGCUUAA